GCUGCUGUAGGUGUAGCCAUGGUUCUAAUACUGUUGGUGGCCAUUCCCCUGCUGGUCCACACUACCAAAGGAGGGAACUCCGGAAAUGCGGGGAGCCAUUAUGAAAUGCUUGGGAGCUGCAGGAUGGUAUGUGAUCCCUAUGCCACAUCUCAGCCUGGCCAGGAGCUGACAGCCGUGUCUCCACCACCCAAGGAUUACUCUGGGAAGAAGCUAAAGUCUGGGCUCCGUGGGCCUCCAGGGAUCCCUGGCCCUCAAGGACCACGUGGACCCCCUGGAGAGCCAGGCAAACCAGGACCACAGGGGCCCCAAGGUCCAGGUCCUGGUGGCUAUUCUCCCUCACUCUACACUCCCAAAAUUGCCUUUUACGCAGGGCUACGCAAGCCGCACGAGGGGAGUGAAAUACUGAAGUUUGAUGACGUGGUGACCAAUGUAGGUAACUACUAUGAGCCCAGCACCGGAAAAUUCACCUGUCCUCUGCCUGGCAUCUACUUCUUCACCUACCAUGUUCUAAUGAGAGGUGGUGACGGGACCAGCAUGUGGGCAGACCUAAAGAAGAACGGACUGGUGAGAGCCAGCGCCAUCGCUCAGGACGCUGAUCAGAAUUACGACUACGCCUCCAACAGUGUGAUCCUGCAUUUGGACGUGGGUGAUGAGGUGUGUGUGCAGCUGGACGGAGGCAAGGUCCACGGAGGGAACACAAACAAGUACAGCACCUUCUCCGGCUUCCUCAUCUAUCCAGACUGAAUAUAACCAUUCCUUACAGAAAAUGGACACCAACAUACACACACACACAUUCCCAGUUAAAUGUAAUUAUGCAAAUAAAUGCACACAUAGAAACACACACACACACACACACACACACACACACACACACACACACACACACACACACACACACACACACACACACACACACACACACACACACACACACACACACACACACACACACACACUACAACAGAUUACAACAGAGGCAAAGAUCGAGUGAAAAUCUGAGAUAAGUGGGAUGAAUCCAGCUGCGUGAUUCUGAGCCAGUCAUCAUGAACAACUGCAAUUAUCUGGCACCCCUUUAUAAACGUCAGAAGAUGUAAAGUAUAUAUAUAUAUAUAUAGUAUAUACAUAACAAUUGCACAUUGCGGCUAUGAAAUAUCUAAAAAACGUUAGCGUGUUCCAUCUAACCUAUUAUUGUGAGAACCAGAAUAUAUCAAACACCAUGAGUUCAAUUGAUUUGUAUUGCAAUAAUGGUAUUGAGUGUGCCAUUCAACAAGAUGACUAAGCUGAAACGAAUCUGUCAUAGUCUUUACUUUUUAGAUUUCUGCUAUCCAUUCCAAUGGCCUCUGAUCAAAUGGCAUAGCCUAUAUUUUUGCAACUCAUCAUUGUAAAAUAUUUCCCUGAAGUGAAUAACACCAGUUGAAAUGUAAUCCCUGUUGUGAUUCACCCUGCAUUGGGAACAUACUGAUUAAAAUAACGCUGUCUGAAUAAAACC
Messenger RNA from Gymnodraco acuticeps, 1489 nucleotides. It is a transcript of the gene c1ql4a, whose product is annotated as complement component 1, q subcomponent-like 4. The transcript is spliced from 2 exons. Bases 19 to 744 code for a protein of 241 amino acids. Lineage: Eukaryota; Metazoa; Chordata; Actinopteri; Perciformes; Bathydraconidae. The record is from RefSeq and is a predicted model, not a curated record. Gene Ontology annotation, molecular function: protein binding.